CUCCACUAAUUAAUAUAAGCCAAUAUGAACAAAGGAAAAACUUGAUAAAGAGGAAAGUGGGAGUCAAAGUGGGAACAUAUUAUCCAUAUGUAACCAUUGUAUUCAGAUUAGGUUAUGUUAACCUGUAUACUUGCUGCUAUUCAUAACGGAAUUAAUACAAUGUGUCAAAUUGACAUACAUUUAUUGAUAUGCAUCUUUGUAUUUAUUUAAUCAUAUAUAAAUAUAUAUAUCAAUGAAUAUGGAUUACCCACAUUUUCACUCAACUUUACGUGAAACUCCAUCCUCAGAAACAUGCAUUCCAAUCCCAAGGCACAAUACAACUAUAAUAACAGAUGUUUAUGCAGGCAUUCCUGAAAAUUUAUUGCUGAAUUUUUUUGGAUUUUUGUUCCUUGUUAUCUUGUUUGGUCUAUUACGUAAAAAAGCAUGGAACUAUGGACGUCUUGCAUUAUUAAAUAAAACUGAUGAACGAUGGAUGGAAUUAUUUUAUGGAGAUAACGAGGGUAGAGAUACAGAAGCACUGUGCAUAGAAACUUCUGUUAAUUCUCAACUUUCACAAGUUGAUAGAGGUUUCUUAUCAUGGAUUGUUACUGCGUUCAAAGUUACAGAUGAGGAACUAUUAAAACGAGCCGGACCAGAUGGUUUACUGUAUAUUUCAUUUGAACGUCAUUUGAUCAUCUUAACAUGCUUAAUGGUUAUUGUAUCAUUAUGUAUUGCUUUACCAAUUAACUUUCAUGGUAAUAUGCAAGGUGAUAAUGCAACAUUUGGUCAUACAACAAUAUCAAACUUGGACCCAAUGUCUACAUGGGUUUGGGUGCAUACAAUUUUAAUUUUAUCCUACUUACCAAUUGGUGGAUAUGUCAUGAAACAUUUUUUGAAGAAGGUACGAGAUUCCAAGCAUGGUGGUGAAUUGGCAGCUAGGACAUUAUUAAUUACAGAAAUACCAAAACAACAGUGUGAUGUACAAAGUCUUAUUGAUUAUUUCAAACAAGUAUUUCCCACAUUAACAGUGGAAGAUGUCACAUUGGCUUAUGAUAUCAGACAGCUUUCUGCAUUAAAUGUAGAAAAAGAUUGUGCUGAACAGGCACGUUUAUACUGUGAAAACUAUGCAAGGAGAAGGGAGCCAUUGAAAAUGUAUCCAUAUCCAUGUGGCCAAGUGAUAGGUUGUUGUUGUAAAAAUCAAGUUGAUGCUCAAGAAUUUUAUACAAAUGAAGAAAUGCGAUUGACUGCAUUAGUCGAAGAAGAGAAGAAAGUGGCACUAAGCAGGCCUCUUGGAGUAGCUUUCGUAACUUUAGGUACAUCUGGUGCAGCUAAGGCUAUGCGGAAGUACUUAUGUUCUUUGCCAAGUACGAAAUGGGUUGUGGAUUAUGCACCUAUGCCAUCUGAUAUCUUCUGGGAAAAUUUAAGUAUACCAAGGCCAUGUUGGUAUCUGAAUGCUGUUUUAAUAAAUUUUUCACUGGGCAUUGUAUUAUUUUUUCUUACUACACCAGCUGUAAUAGUAACCGCUUUAAACAAACUACCAAUCACAGGAGAAAUUAUGAAUCUGAGUCCAAUAGUUUCAUCUUUUCUUCCAACUGUAUUGUUAGUUAGCGUGGCUGCUUUAAUGCCAGUAUUAGUAGCAAGAAGUGAAUCAUUAGUCAGACAUUGGACUAGAAGCAGCCUAAAUCGAGCAGUAAUGACAAAAACAUUACUUCUUUUAUUACUGAUGGUUCUUAUAUUACCUAGCUUAGGUCUAACCAGUGCACAAGCGUUUUUAGAGUGGACGGUAAACGCAGCAAAUGACACAGGACGAUGGGACUGUGUGUUUUUACCUGAUCAGGGUGCUUUAUUUGUAAAUUACGUAAUUACUGCAGCUUUACUUGGAAGUGGAUUGGAGUUAGUCAGGUUUCCUGAACUAGCUUUAUAUACCUUCAGAUUGUGUAUAGCACGUAGUAGGGCUGAAAGAAUACAUGUUAGAAAGGCAGUAUUAUGGGAAUUUCCCCUAGGUGCUCAUUAUGCCUGGUUACUCCUAGUCUUUACUAUGACAACAGUGUAUAGUUUGGCCUGCCCAUUAAUUACACCCUUUGGACUGUUAUAUCUCGUAGUGAAACAUUUGGUGGAUAGACAUAACUUAUGUUUUGCCUAUGGACCAAGCAUAGGUGGUGGCCAAUUAGCAGGUGCGGCAGCAAGUGCUACUGGAGCCGCACCGAUUUUGGCACAAGCUGCACUGUUAGCUCUAGGUCUGGUAAGGAGAGGUUUAUCACCAUUAGCUGCGGUACAACUCAGUGGUCUUGCUGCGAGUAUUUUAGGUCUUGUUACUGGUGCUACUUUAUCCACAUCAAAAUUUAAAGCACAAAUGCAAAAAAGAGAUCUAUCAGCUGGUCAGAAUUUCAUUGCACCCGUAUUACGAAAGAAACAAACAUCAUUAGAAGAAACUAUAUCCAUCGGUACGAAUUCUGAUCUCAGUCCACCAAGCUUAAGGAGCACUAGUGCUUCUUCAAUACAAGAUAGUCCGAAACUUUAUCAAGACUAUGGUAAAGAAUCACAAGCUUGAUAACUUUUGCAUUACAAUAUUGGAUAUUAGCCAUAUAAGCGAUGUAUUAAAACAAUUUUAUGAAAGCACAGUGGUCGAAUUGAUUAUUGAAACAUUAUGCCGUUGUGUCGUAUCACUAAAUACGACAAUAAUAUGUUUUUGAAAAAGGAAACGAAUUUAUUUUUAACAAGUAGAAAAAAUCUUUUAAAGUUAAAGUUAUAAAACAAGUUUAUAAAUGUAAUUUUUCACUUUAAAAGCCCAUAAAAAUGUUGAUAUGUGAUCAUCCGCUAUAAGAAGAGAAGCAUUUAGUACUGUUUCAUUUGCAUAUAAUAAUUACAAACAAAGUAAACGUUAAUUGUUAUAUUUUAGUAAUAAUGCAAAAAAUAACGAUAAUAAUAAUAAAAAUAAUAAUCGGUAUUAUUUAUCUGGUUCGUUUUGUUUUCUUCUUUUAAUAAGAUAUUUUUGAUCAUACACAUUUUUUAUAAACAAUUGUUAAUUAUUAAUAACAUCUAUAUGUUUAUAAUUUUAAACUUUGUGUAUGGUCAUCAUAGUCCAAUAAAGUUUUUAUAACAGUUUUAAGUAUUCACUUCAGUGAAACAAAAAAUGUCAUGAGUAUUUAUACACAGAGAGAUAAAAAGUACGCCAGUUAUAUGUUAUCGCUUAUAUUACACUGUGUGUUACUGUGUAAGUGAUGUAAUAUGGAAUUAGAAAAGGAACGUUGCACAGAGGUCCUUUUUAUCCUUGUUUGAUCAUGCAUGCACACUGACGCCGUUUGUUAAUCGGUGUUACACUUACAUAUAUAUUUACUGUACGUAUAUUUACGCGUGUGCAUCCGUUAUUACAGAAUGACACAAGUGGCCUCUAUGCAGCGUUCUCUUCCUAUUCUUAUAUCGCCUUUUCAGCUCAUUCAUGCAUUCUAUAUUUACAUCUAUAUGGUAUUAUCAGGUAUUAUAUUACGCUCACCCCACAAGAAAUGUACUCUUUUCUUUUAUUUUUCAUUGAUUAUGUACUUAUACUUAUCGUUAUCAAAAUUUAAAAAUACGUUAUAAAUUCGGAAAUAAUUGGAAUUACUAUUUGUAUUGCAAAAAAACUGUUUUGUAUCUAAUAAUUUUUUGUAGUUUCUUCUAACAGUGUGCUUAUUUAAUGUAUAUACAAUUUAAAAUACAUAAAAACGCUAUUAACAAAAUUAUAUUGAAUUCUCUGAAUAUACAAUUAGAGAUUUAAUUGAAAUUUUAUAAUGUAUAUUUUUUUCUAAUAUAUAUUAUAAAAUUUUAACCGAAUCAAAUCGAACUGAAUUAAAGAGGCACAAGAAUUUCAAUUCAAUAAGAUGAUUUAAACGUGUGAAAUAAGUUAAUUAAGAACGGUAGCGGAAUUUGCGGAACAUUAUUGAAUAUACGGUAAAGAUAUCACAACUACUAUUUUGUAAUAGCAAAUAUCUUUGAAAAUAACACAUUGUGUAAUACAAACUUUCAAAAAUUCACAAGGCAGUGUUGAUGACAGUUGUCACAAUUUAACAAAUAUAAUGACUAUUUUAUGGAUACGAUGACUUAACGGAUAAAUAUUUAAAACUACGAUGUAAAAAAGAUUAAAAGAAAAUUUUUAACUGAUGUGUACAUAUAUCUUACAAAAUAGACAUUAUGGGACCUCAAAAACUUAUUUACACGAACAUUGAAAUUAUAUAUAUAAUAUAUAUAUAAUUCAAAAUAUUGAAUUAGUAUAUAUAUAAUUAUAGAUAUUUAAUUGUAUAUCAAAACAAAAUUAAGAAAUAUAAUAUGUAUAUGCACGAA
Messenger RNA from Bombus pyrosoma, 4296 nucleotides. RefSeq names its product calcium permeable stress-gated cation channel 1 (gene Tmem63). Gene Ontology annotation, molecular function: calcium-activated cation channel activity. The transcript has 12 exons. Gene Ontology annotation, cellular component: plasma membrane. Lineage: Eukaryota; Metazoa; Arthropoda; Insecta; Hymenoptera; Apidae. The record is from RefSeq and is a predicted model, not a curated record. Bases 233 to 2530 code for a protein of 765 amino acids.